This is a messenger RNA of Saccostrea echinata, 2236 nucleotides long. Its product is annotated as MICOS complex subunit Mic60-like. The record is from RefSeq and is a predicted model, not a curated record. Gene Ontology annotation, cellular component: MICOS complex. The transcript has 12 exons. Lineage: Eukaryota; Metazoa; Mollusca; Bivalvia; Ostreida; Ostreidae. Bases 53 to 2128 code for a protein of 691 amino acids. Gene Ontology annotation, biological process: cristae formation.
UGAGGGAGACCGGUGUCUGGGCAAAUAAAUUUUUGGUUCUCGCUGUAAAAGGAUGUGGCGAGCUGCAGCGAGGGGCGUCACCCCGCGGAUUAAGACCUCCAGUGUAGUGAAGCCAAUACAACAAAGAUGUAUGGCAUCUGGACCCCCUCCCCAGAAAGGUGGAGUUCUAAAGUGGUUUGUUCUGUUGCCUACAGCAGCUUUGGGAGGAGCUGCUGCCUAUGGUGAAUUUGUGGAUCCAGAAUUUAAGAAAGUGAUGGAGAAAAAUGUAUAUAGUCCAUUCCAAGAAUACGUUUAUGAUCCUAUAAAGGGCCUUGUAUCUGGUUCAGGGAAAGCUGCUGAAGAGGAACAAAAGCCGCUGGCUAAAAUCACCCCCACCCCACCUCAGCCAGUAACGAAGAAAUCAGAACCAAAGGCUGAACCAGUGAAGACCACAGUCAAAGAGACAGCAGUCAGCCCUGCCCCAGCCCAACCCACACUGUCUGCUAAAGAGAGGGAAAAAUUAGACAUAGAGCAAAAACUACAGCAACAAAGAGAGAAAGAAAAGGCUGAAAAUACAGCCCUGGAAUCCAAACUUAAGGACCUGAUGGAUUCUUGUAAAACUAGGCUCCAAGAGGCAUCAGAUCUACAGAAAGAUGUUAUUGAAGCAGUCAAACAACACUCCAAGGCCCUUCAAACUGCCAUGGAUGAUAAAACAGAUAUCCUGAACAAGGAAGGACAGUGGCAGGCUGUGUCCGAGGCCUUCCAGAAAAGAGAGGGGGUCACAGAUAAUGCCAAAAAAGUCAUGGAGUCACUCAGAUCAGAAAUGGACAAGUUAAAAUCAAUGGUAGAUGAAGCAAGGAACACCAAAUCAACAAAAAGUAACAAAGUCCUGAAUGCAGCUCAGGAGGCCUACAAUACAGCCAGUAGUAAACUAAAUGCCAUACAGUCAGCUAUAGCAAAGAGUGAGUCAGAGAAUCAGGGACUUCUAAAGUUCAAUGAUCUGGUGGAGGAAGGGAAAAAGAAAUUCCAGCGAGAACUCGAGAGUUUGAUGCCUGAUGUCAAACCGGGAAAAGGAAAGAAGCUGAGUGAAGAUGAAUUAAAUUCAUUGAUUGCACAUGCUCACAGACGUAUAGAGCAACUGCAGCACCAGUUGGCCAAUCACAUGGCUCUGGAGAAGGAACGAAUUCAGGAGGCGCUAGAAAGUCAAAAACGUGCAGACGACAAAGUGUGUGACAGAAGAAUUCAAGACGAGACACAGAAGAUAAAAAAUAGCAUUGAUCUCGAAAAACGCAAAUGGGAGGAAGAGGCCCAAGUUCAGCAUGAGGUGGACCUUCGUCAACAACUGGCUCGACAGGCCGCAGCCCACAGCGACCAUUUACAGGAAGUCCUGAAGGUCCAGGAACAAGAACUCUUACAGAAAUACGAGCGUCAGUUCAAUCUGAAGUUUAUUGAGGAGCGACAGGCUUUCCAGGCCGAGAUCGCUGGGUGGGUGGCGCGACUGAAAGGCAUCGAAACUGCAGUAGAGAACAGGGCUGCUGCUGAAAAGAUUGCCAGAGAGGCACAGGACCUUUGGCUAGCCAGCCUCGCUUUGAAUGGCAGCAUUCGCCGGGGUAAAGAGGAGGAGUUAGAUUGGGAAGCCCGCCUAAAGCCCCUAGGGAAUGAAAUUGUGGCAGUAUACGAUGCUGCCGGAAAUCACCCCUUUGUCAACAUGAUUGUAAGCACAAUCCCAGAGAAAGCUUAUGUACGUGGGGUUUGGACAGAGGAUACUCUGAGGGAACGAUUCGAGAAAGUCUCAAGUGUCUGUAAAAAAGUGGCGGCCAUUGAUGAAUGCGGAGGAACUCUGUAUAAGUAUUUUAUAUCAUACCUCCAGUCCACCUUUAUAAGUUUUAAAAGUUAUGACAUAAAGGGAUUACAUGACCAAGUUGACAUUGCUAGUAUGGACAAUUUUGAAAUUUUGGCCAAUGCUAAUUAUUGGAUGGAGAGGGGAGAUUUCGAAACAGCCGUCAGAUUUAUGAAUCAGCUGCAGGGCGAGGCCAGAAAGGUGGCAUCCGAUUGGUUAAAAGAGGCCAAGUUGCUAUUGGAAACACGACAAGCAGCCAUUGCUUUGACUGCCUUCGCAUCAGCAAGUGGUUUGGGAACAGUAUUUUGAAUUUGAUUUUUUUUUUUUUUUUGGAAUAUACAUGUAUGUGUUUAAGUAACCAGACAAUGUAAAAGAUGCUGUUUUGAUUUAUGGGAGAAAUAAAGAUGAUGAAUUACA